UAAUAAUAAUAAUAAUAAUAAUACAAUGAAUAAAUGUAAUAGAGAAGUUAAACAAAAUCUAACAAAUGAUCAAUUAUAUGAUUUAACAAAAUUAAAUGAAAAUGAACUACGAAAUUAUUAAGAAAAAUAAACGAACAACUCCUAUUAGAACAAUCCCGUCGAAAUCAUUUAGCAAAUAUGUGUGCUGAUCUACUGGAGGAAAAUCGUAAACUUCGUAACGAUCAAUCAGACAAUAUGAAUAAACAAACAGAACAACAAAUGGUAACAACUAAUACUUCUACUUCACUGAUGAAUCAGCCAAAUGAACCAAUUUAUAAGAAUUACAAAGGUAAAAAAGUCAAGUUAAGUUUUAUCAAUGGGAAAAUUAAACAGAUAAGUAGUAAUCCAAGCAUAUGGAGGAAAUCUAAGGUAAAAUCUCCUAGUUUUAAUAACGAGACAGAUUUGUAAAUGAUAUAUAUAAUAACAUCAUACAUGUACAUAUAAUUAUUCAAACAGUAUUUUUCUGUAACAAAUAUACAUUUCUAUAUAUA
Schistosoma mattheei is the source of this 530-nucleotide messenger RNA. Lineage: Eukaryota; Metazoa; Platyhelminthes; Trematoda; Strigeidida; Schistosomatidae. The record is from the annotation of a GenBank genome assembly.